AUGGCAGACCCGCGUAUUCGUCAAAUAAAAAUAAAGACCGGCGUCGUGAAACGCAUAGCCAAGGAGAAGGUUGUGUAUGAAAAAGAAGUUGAUCAACAAAAGAAUAGGAUUCAAAAAUUGAAAGACGAGGGCCAGGAUGAACAUACUAUCCGAAAGCAGGAGGAAGUUUUACAAGAGUCGCUUAUGAUGGUCCCUGAAUGCCAAAGACGACUCGUAAAAGCUCACACUGAUCUAAAAAAUACUUUGGAAUCGGAGCAAGAUCUUGCAGAAAACGAGGACUACAUUGCAGCUCAACAGGCUCUAAAAGACGCAGAACCCCAAUUACCAGAAGCGUCUUUAGAAUAA
Messenger RNA from Arctia plantaginis, 345 nucleotides. The record is from the annotation of a GenBank genome assembly. NCBI's taxonomy places the organism in Eukaryota, Metazoa, Arthropoda, Insecta, Lepidoptera, Erebidae.